AUGGCGGCAGAGAACGAGGCCAGUCAGGAGAGCGCCCUGGGCGCCUACUCACCGGUGGACUACAUGAGCAUCACCAGCUUCCCGAGGCUGCCGGAGGACGAGCCGUUGCCCGCGGCCCCUCUGAGGAGCCGCAAGGACGAGGACGCCUUCCUGGGAGACCCAGAUACCGACCCGGACUCCUUCCUGAAGUCAGCGCGGCUGCAGCGGCUGCCGUCGUCGUCGUCGGAGAUGGGCAGCCAGGAUGGGUCGCCGUUGCGGGAGACGCGCAAAGACCCGUUCUCCGCGGCAGCGUCCGAGUGCUCCUGCCGCCAGGACGGGCUCACGGUCAUCGUCACAGCCUGCCUCACCUUUGCCACCGGUGUCACUGUGGCGCUCAUCAUGCAGAUCUACUUCGGGGACCCCCAGAUCUUUCACCAGGGCGCUGUGGUGACUGAUGCCGCCCACUGCACAUCGCUGGGCAUAGAGGUGCUCAGUAAACAGGGAUCUUCCGUGGAUGCAGCUGUGGCAGCAGCCCUGUGUUUGGGGAUCGUGGCUCCUCACAGUUCUGGCCUGGGCGGUGGGGGUGUGAUGCUGGUACAUGACAUCCGACGGAAUAAGAGCCACCUAAUUGAUUUCCGAGAGUCUGCACCAGGGGCUCUCAGAGAAGAGGCCCUGCAGAGAUCCUGGGAGACCAAGCCUGGGCUCUUGGUGGGGGUUCCCGGAAUGGUGAAGGGGCUACACGAAGCUCACCAGCUCUAUGGCAGGCUGCCAUGGUCCCAAGUCCUCGCCUUCGCAGCAGCUGUGGCCCAAGAUGGCUUCAACAUGACCCAUGAUCUAGCCCAAGCCCUGGCUGAACAGCCGCCACCCAAUGCAUCUGAGCGCUUCCGUGAGAUGUUCCUGUCCUCGGGUCACCCGCCGCUACCUGGCUCACUGCUGCGACGGCCUGACCUGGCGGCGGUGCUGGAUGUGCUUGGCACGUAUGGCCCCGCUGCCUUCUAUGCCGGUGGCAACCUCACAUUGGAGAUGGUGGCAGAGGCUCAGCAUGCAGGGGGUGUCAUAACUGAGGAGGACUUCAGCAACUACAGUGCCCUCUUGGAGAAGCCUGUGUGUGGCGUGUACAGAGGCCACCUGGUUCUCAGUCCCCGACCCCCACACACAGGCCCUGCCCUCAUCAGUGCUCUCAACAUCCUCGAGGGCUUCAACCUCACCAGCCUGGUAUCCCGGGAACAGGCUCUUCACUGGGUGGCAGAGACCCUGAAGAUCGCAUUAGCUCUGGCCAGCAGACUGGGAGAUCCCAUCUACGAUUCUACCAUCACUGAGAGCAUGGAUGACAUGCUCAGCAAAGUGGAGGCUGCCUACUUCCGGGGCCAGAUCAAUGACUCCCAGACAGCCCCUGUCCCGCUCCUGCCCAUCUAUGAGCUAAAUGGGGCUCCCACGGCUGCCCAGGUGCUGAUCAUGGGUCCUGACGACCUCAUUGUAGCCAUGGUCAGCUCCCUGAACCGGCCCUUUGGCAGCGGCCUCAUCACCCCCUCGGGGAUCCUGCUCAACAGCCAGAUGCUGGACUUCUCUUGGCCUAACAGGACUGCUAACCACCCUGCGCCCAGCCUGGAGAACUCGGUGCAGCCAGGGAAGCGGCCACUGUCUUUCCUGCUGCCCACUGUGGUCCGGCCAGCAGAAGGACUCUGUGGGACCUACCUUGCUCUGGGGGCCAAUGGAGCUGCCCGGGGCCUCAGCGGCCUGACCCAGGUNCUGCUGAAUGUCCUGACUUUGAACCGGAACCUGAGUGACAGCCUGGCCCGUGGCCGCCUGCACCCCGACCUGCAGACCAACCUCCUGCAGGUGGACAGUGAGUUCACAGAGGAAGAGAUUGAGUUCCUGGAAGCCAGGGGUCACCACGUGGAGAAGGUAGAUGUCUUGUCCUGGGUCCAUGGCAGCCGGAGAACCAAUAACUUCAUCAUCGGUGUGAAGGACCCUCGGAGCCCAGAUGCAGCCGGAGCUACCAUCCUGUAG
Messenger RNA from Lipotes vexillifer (Yangtze River dolphin), 1989 nucleotides. RefSeq names its product gamma-glutamyltransferase 7 (gene GGT7). The coding region runs from base 1 to 1989 and encodes 662 amino acids. Gene Ontology annotation, cellular component: plasma membrane. The transcript is spliced from 15 exons. Lineage: Eukaryota; Metazoa; Chordata; Mammalia; Artiodactyla; Lipotidae. Gene Ontology annotation, biological process: glutathione catabolic process. Gene Ontology annotation, molecular function: glutathione gamma-glutamate hydrolase. The record is from RefSeq and is a predicted model, not a curated record.